UUUUUUAGCUGCUUGGUAACAUCUAUGGAAACGUGGAAAUGCAAUGUAUUAGAUAACAUUUAAUAAACAUACAAAUGUAGACACUGGUGGGCGAUAUAACUGCUGAAAUUUAUCUAGUUAUCUUUAUUAACAGAGAGUUACGUCAGUGACCAGAGGAUGCCUGUGGCAGGUACCCAGGCUGCCCAGGCAUGGCUGCGUGCCACAUGGCACAUCCAGGUGCCUCAGACUUGGCUGGAUGCCUGUGUUGAAUGGGUAACAGAGGAGGCAGGUGGCGUAGCCUUGCCUCAAACUGAGCUCAACCAGCAAGUCCUGGGCCAGUGGCUUCUCACAGACCUCUGUGACUUAGCACAUCCUGUUCUGCCUGCUGGCAUUUCUGAAGCUGAAAAAAUGGAACUGAAUGGCUGCUAUUGCCUCCAGAUGUACUCCCUUCUGGAUGUUAGCCAGCCAGCAUAUUCUCAGCUCCAAUGUCUGCGUGGCUCUGAUUGCUCCAAUGAUGAGGUGACUGCUGUGACACAAGCCACCCAGAGACCUUGGGAGGCAAAGCCAACUCGAAUGCUGAUGUUGCAGCUCACUGAUGGUGUGCAGAACCUGGAGGCCAUUGAGUACCGACCCGUUCCAGCUCUUAGUGCCAACUUGCCCCCAGGGACCAAACUGCAGGUAGUGGGAAGGGUGAUGGUACGUCUUGGGGUGAUGAUGCUCAAACCAGAGAAUGUGAGGGUUCUUGGUGGAGAGGUGGAGGAGAUGAUGGAGGUGAAUUCUCAGAGUAAGGUGAUCUGCAGGACCUUAGGGUUGCCUGAGGAAAACCAUCAGCAAGAAGCAGAAGAUCAACAGGUACAGCAAGCAACAAGAAUUGAGGGAACUCUGGACAGCGGAUAUGAAAGCAUUCCAAGCAGCUUGAACUCGCAACUGAUCAGCAGGAAUGCACAUCAUCAGUUAGAAAACUCUAGACUAAGCACCCUUGAAGAAACUCCCAUUUCUAGACAGAGUGUGCCAGCUGUAGCCGAUAUUCCAGAUGAGGAGUUUGAUAACAUUCCGGAUGACUUCAUGGAUUAUCCUGAGGACAUUGACAACAUGCCAGAAGACUCUAACAAUGGGCCAGAUGAUUGGGGCGACAAUUUAGAUGACUUUAAUAAUGAUCCUGAGGACUUUGAUGACAUUCCAAUGGAAGAAUUGGAUGAUAUGAUGUCACCUACUGAUCCCAAACUCUUAGCCAGCAGUGGACAAGUAAUAAAUGGAGGAAUAAAACAACAGGCUGUUUCAAGUAAAGAUUAUGUUCAAUCAGUACAAGUCAACCAACCCCAAGCAUCAACUCAUCUUCAUUUAACCUCCAAAGAUUCUGUCAGUUGGGCAGAUCCAACUGAAAUUAUUGAAGUUGAUGCAGAUGAUGAUUCCUUGUUUUCUCCAGAACCAAAAAUAGCCAGAUAUGAGUCCAGAUCACAGGUUCCUGAUAGCAAAUGCAGCAAAAAAGCUGACACAACAAUCCUCAACCAACCCCAUGUUUCAAAUCAAGCUAGUUUAUCUUCCAGCACUCCCCUCAGCAAGGCAAAUCCGAUUGAAGUUAUUGUCAUUGAUGCAGGUGAUGACUUUUCCUUCUCACCAGGAUCAAAAAUAGCCAGAUAUGAGCCCAGAUCACAGGAUCCUGCAUUUAACCGUAGCAAAAAACCUGACACGUCAAUCCUCAACUACAUUAGUAUUUUGAAGGCUGGUGUUUGGCCACCUCAUAGUGCUCAAACAGUGCGGCUGCAUGCUUUUAUUGUCACUCUGCUGGGGAGCCUGCGCUGCAGUGGUGGGGAAUGGAAAGUCAGGGCCACCAUAUCGGAUGGGACCGGAUACCUGGAUGUGGAUCUGUCAGACAGUUUGCUGGCAAAUCUAAUUGGCCUCUCAGCAGCAGAGUCUAAGGUUCUAAGGAAGGAUCCAGCGAAGCGUGGUGUGGUGGACGCUGGGAUACAGAACUGUCAGAGGGAGCUGGUGGACAUGUGCUGUGUGAUGACUGUGCAGGUCGAUACAAACGGGACAGGUACAGUGCUGAGAGCCGAUUCACUGACGGACAGAGAGUGCUGUGAAAUACAGAAGAGGGUGAUGGACAGGAGGUCCUAACACAUGCUGCUGUUUCUCUUUUUUUAUCUGUUGUCCUAAAAAUGUUAUUGUUGCUAUUGAAUGAAAGCAGCCUGGUGUUAGUUAUCAUUAACUUACAUAACGUUAACUGAAUGACUUUUGUAAUAGAAAAUUCCACCUUCUUAAUUCAUGUCAUUCCUCUUGUAUUAUAUGAAAUUGCAUUUUAGCAAUCUUUUUUGUUGUUUUCCAGAACAGGAACAAAUCAGUCAUUCAAAUACAUUUCCAGAACUCCAGAAGUGCCAACUGUAACUCUCAGUCCAGAACGUUCUUAAAAUGUAUGCGUAACAUGCUUAUUUGUUUGUUUGUUUGUUUGUUUAUCAAUGUUUCUUUUUAAAUUUCUACUAUAAUUAAAAAAAAUAAAUAUGAA
Molecule: messenger RNA, 2482 nt
Organism: Tachysurus vachellii
Lineage: Eukaryota; Metazoa; Chordata; Actinopteri; Siluriformes; Bagridae
Gene: rmi1
Product: RMI1, RecQ mediated genome instability 1, homolog (S. cerevisiae)
Exons: 2
Coding region: 157-2097 (646 amino acids)
Biological process (GO): double-strand break repair via homologous recombination; resolution of meiotic recombination intermediates
Cellular component (GO): RecQ family helicase-topoisomerase III complex; nuclear body
Molecular function (GO): nucleotide binding
Source: RefSeq, a predicted model, not a curated record